Molecule: messenger RNA, 857 nt
Organism: Mangifera indica (mango)
Lineage: Eukaryota; Viridiplantae; Streptophyta; Magnoliopsida; Sapindales; Anacardiaceae
Product: heat shock 22 kDa protein, mitochondrial-like
Exons: 2
Coding region: 83-694 (203 amino acids)
Source: RefSeq, a predicted model, not a curated record
UUCACCUUUCUCCCCAUUUUGUCUUUUUGAAGUAUUUCAGUGUAACUUUUUCUGUUUUUUAAGCGUUUGCGCAGACUUAUCAAUGGCUUCUUCUCUGGUUCUCAAGAGGCUUGCAUCCCCAAGUCUUCUCUCACGGUCUCUUAGUCGUACGAUCACUCCGACUGCCACCUCAGCCUCUCACUUUUUCAACACCAAGGCUGUACGUCAAUACGAUAACGAGUCCGACGACCGUGACCUUGAUGUUGACCAUCGUUCUGGUUCUCGACGCCGCGAUUUAUUCUCAAAUGUGUUUGAUCCGUUCUCUCCAACAAGGAGCUUGAGCCAGGUGUUGAACUUGAUGGACCAAAUGACAGAGAAUCCGUUUUUUGCCGGGACACGUGGUGGGAUACGCCGAGGCUGGGAUGCGAAAGAAGACGAAAAUGCCCUGAAUCUCCGAAUCGACAUGCCGGGGCUAGGAAAGGAAGAUGUGAAGGUGUCAGUGGAACAGAACACUCUGGUGAUCAAAGGCGAAGGAGCAAAAGAAGGUGACGAUGAAGAGAGCGUUCGAAGGUACACGAGCAGAAUUGACUUGUCGGAGAAGAUGUACAAGACCAACGAGAUCAAGGCGGAGAUGAAAAACGGUGUACUGAAAGUGGUGAUGCCCAAGGUUAAGGAAGAGGAGAGGAGUGACGUGUUUCACGUUAACGUUGAGUGAAAAGCGAUGGGUUUUUAAUUUUUAUUGAAUAAUUUUGUAAUUGGUUGACUGUGGUAGUGAGGUGUGAGGUGGGAGGUGGGCAACAUUUUGAAUCUGAUUCUUAAAUCAUGCCAAGAUUUUCAUCUUCUUAAUUAGUAAAAAGAGGUUAUCUGAUUUUGAUUUA